This is a messenger RNA of Xiphophorus couchianus (Monterrey platyfish), 2047 nucleotides long. It is a transcript of the gene tsen2, whose product is annotated as TSEN2 tRNA splicing endonuclease subunit. The coding region runs from base 443 to 1621 and encodes 392 amino acids. The record is from RefSeq and is a predicted model, not a curated record. NCBI's taxonomy places the organism in Eukaryota, Metazoa, Chordata, Actinopteri, Cyprinodontiformes, Poeciliidae. Gene Ontology annotation, molecular function: nucleic acid binding; tRNA-intron lyase activity. Gene Ontology annotation, cellular component: cytoplasm; tRNA-intron endonuclease complex. Gene Ontology annotation, biological process: tRNA splicing, via endonucleolytic cleavage and ligation; tRNA-type intron splice site recognition and cleavage. The transcript has 12 exons.
AGCUUGAGUGGACUGGUUCUGAUCUGAACUGGGUUUAUGGAUUGUAGAAGUACGAUUAUUGUUACUCAUGGCAAUUACAGAUUAUUGAGCUGAGCUUCAUUGAUUUCAGCUAAAUAAAGAUGGAGGGAAACCGUUCUCGGUUCCGUCCUGGGGAACUGAACCGAAACCAGAACCACCCCAAACCCUGGACGCAUAAGCAGGUGGAGGAAUAGUUCUGGUCUCAUUAGCAACCGAUUAAUAUUCUUUCAAGGUGUGUUACGCGAAUUAUCCAGGAGAUGGCGGCAGAGCAAUUAUUUGGAUGCAAAUCAAACCGCAAAGAAGAAGUUCCGAAUGGAGUUUCCAGCCGGACACAGUUUCUGUAGCACCGCCUCAGCUCCCAGGAACGAACCACGGCGUUUAAACUUGAGAUUGGACCUAACUCUGGCCGUCUGGAACCGGCGGAAUGCAGGCGGAGUUCCGGCCUCCUCGGAGGAGGAACCGGGUUUAUGAGGACUACAAGGCUCCGCUGCCGCUGAUCCGGAACCAGCAGGACAGGAAGCAUUACCGGGGGGAGCUGGUCCACCAGCAGGUUCUGGUCUGCCAUCCGGACCACAUCCAGAGCAUCUACAGCCAGGGAUACUUUGGGAAAGGGGUUCUGUCCAGAGCCCGACCGGAACACAGCAUUUCCGACCAAUGGGAGCAACACAAAGGUGUGCUUCUACCUGUCAUCUCUCAGUCCAGGUAUGAAGAGCUGCUCAGGUGGGCAGAGGCGGAGCUUUCUUCUCAGCAAUUGGAUGAAGAGGCGGCCAAUCAGACGCUGCUGGCUCUGACUGAGACUGUGGAGGAGGAAGAAGAGGCAAAUGGAGCAGUAGAAGAAGAGCCAAGGGGCGGACCCUGUGUCCAAAUGAAGAGGCUAGGGGCGGAGUCAGAGCCAGAGGAGAGAAACUGCAGGUCCGACUCACAGAACCUGGACCUGGACUCAGAACCGGACUCUGACUCCGACUCUGAUCCCGGUUCUGGUCUCCGUGUUCCAGGUCCUGGUUACGUCCUGGUGGACCUGGAGGCUCAGGAUGGAGGCAGAGCCAGGGAGGUGAGGCGGAGUCCUCUGGCUCUUACAGAGUACCUGCAGCUGAGCCUGGAGGAGGCCUUCUUCCUGGUCUACAGCCUUGGCGUUCUGUCUGUCUACCAGCAGCAGGAGCCCCUGUCAGUCGUGCAGCUGUGGAGGAAGUUUCGGUUGCUGCGUCCCGACUUUGUCAGCUCCUACGCUGCGUACCAUCACUUCCGCAGCAGGGGAUGGGUCCCUAAGGGAGGAGGCGGGGCCAAAUACGGCGUUGAUCUCAUGCUCUACAGGAAGGGACCACCUUUCUACCAUGCCAGCUACUCGGUGGUGGUGGAGAGGACCGGCGAAUCGUUGGGGGGGGCGGCGGCGCUGCGCCCGUUUUCCUGGCGCUCUCUGGCAGCUCUCAGCAGGAUCACAGCCACUGUCUCCAAGGAGCUGAUGCUGUGUUACAUCAUCUACCCGACUGACCUAUCAGAGGAUGACCUGGAUUCACCUGUGUGCCUGAGCAGAUUAAAGGUUCAGGAAGUGAUCGUCAGCAGGUGGGUUUCCUCCAGAGAGCGAGCAGAGCAGGACGACAUCUGAUUGGCUGACAGCUGAAGCAGUUUAGUGAUGAACUCAUAAAGAGCCGAGCGGCGGCCAAUCAGAAGGAAGACCAGCGUGAACGCGGUCUUUGGUUGGAUUCAGGCGCGUUUCAGAAGAAGAACAUGCAGAGGAAGAUGUUCUUCAUCGUCAUGUUUGUGUUUAACUCCGCCUCCUGGUGAUGACGUCACCGCAAGCCGCCUCCUGAUCUGGCUGAGCUACCUCUGCAGGUGCUCCUGUCUGAUCUUUAGGUCCAUGUCCAGAUGUCUGUUCCCACAGAACCUGUUCAGGAACCCAUUGGGAGGAAAUCCGUGUGUGUUUAUCCUGUUACCAUGGCUACGGCUGUUUUUCUGUCAGAUGGGUGUUAAAGGCUGAAGUUCAUUAAUCAGAUGUUCAACAUCUUACCUCCAUAAAUACAUGAAAACAGUU